AUGGCUAAAACAGGUGAGAAACGUCCAAUAGAUACAUUACAUUCAAAUAUUCCGGUAUCCGGACAUUUUCCUGAUAUUCCACUAGAUUUGGCAGCACGAAAACGAUUUAAAUUUAUGAUUGAUUAUUUAUUGGAAACGAAUGAUACGAAUGAAAGAUCUGAACGAACAACAAUUACUGCUGGAACAAGUAAGAAUUAUGAUGAUGAUAAUAAUAAGGAUAAUGGUGAAACGGAAGAAAUUGAGGAUAGUAUGGAACAAUUACCAAAAACAUCACCAUUACCUGGAAAUUCUCAUAUACUGCGACAUGUCACAUGUCGCUUAGAAGGACGCGAAUUAUGGAAUAAAUUUUAUGAACUUAGCACCGAAAUGAUUAUUACUAAAAGUGGACGGUAA
Loa loa (African eye worm) is the source of this 393-nucleotide messenger RNA. RefSeq lists its product as hypothetical. Bases 1 to 393 code for a protein of 130 amino acids. The record is from RefSeq and is a predicted model, not a curated record. Gene Ontology annotation, molecular function: DNA-binding transcription factor activity. Gene Ontology annotation, cellular component: nucleus. Gene Ontology annotation, biological process: positive regulation of DNA-templated transcription. The transcript has a single exon. Lineage: Eukaryota; Metazoa; Nematoda; Chromadorea; Rhabditida; Onchocercidae.